AUGGCUGCUACUACCUUCAUCCCACGCACGCAGUUCCCCACGCUGACCUCCCUCCCACGCUCCUACUAUCUGGGCCAUCAUGCAGCAGGUCUAUCGAAGAUGCGAGGGAUGCUGGGCCAGAUCGACCUCGUGCUCGAAUGUCGAGACUACCGCAUCCCGUUGACUAGUCGAAACCCGCUAUUUGAAGAGGCACUGCGAGGCAAAGAGCGAAUGAUGGUCUACACGAAGCGAGAUCUGGGAGGUCAAGGCGGCGACAACGAGAUCUACUCUCUUCUUCGCUCCUUCCACGCCCCGACUCCCGUCCUCUUCUCCGACCACAAAUCUGCUCCUUCAACUCGUCAAGUCCUGCAGCAGAUCAAGACUGCGGCUGCCAAGCGCAAUAGCUUGACUGGCAGUCAUCUGAUGGUCGUUGGCAUGCCCAACGUUGGCAAGUCUUCCCUUCUCAACGCCCUACGAGCCACGUCGUUGCACAAAGGCAAGGUAGCGCAUACAGGAGCUCAACCAGGAGUCACACGAAAGAUUGGUACGGGCGUGAAGAUCAUCGACCCGGAAGCUUCGGGAGACAACUCAGGAGCCACGCCAGUCUACUUGCUAGAUACGCCUGGUGUCUUUAUCCCAUACGUCCCUGACGCCGAAGCCAUGCUCAAGAUGGCAUUAUGCGGCAGCGUCAAGGACAACGUUAUCGCGCCCUUUACCAUCGCAGAUUACCUCCUCUACCACAUCAAUCUGCAGUCUUCCGACACAUACAAAGCCUAUCACGAACCGACAAAUGACGUGACAAGUCUCCUGACCGCUAUGGCUGCCAAAACUGGAAGACUAGGCAAAGGUGGCGAGCCUGAUCUAGAUGGCACGGCCAUGUGGUUCAUUCAACGUUGGCGUAACGGGCAUUUGGGGCGAUUUAUGCUGGAUGAGGUGAACAAGGAGACUAUCGCGGAAGCCACUCAAAUCGGUCUGGGCGAGGAUCAGAUGAGUAUGAGCCAGAUGCGCAAGGCCGGGAAAGAAGCUUUGAGGCAGCGCACAAGGAGCAAGAGGAGUGCGCAGGCAGCUGGAGGAUAA
Recurvomyces mirabilis is the source of this 1056-nucleotide messenger RNA. RefSeq names its product Mitochondrial GTPase 1 (gene mtg1). Gene Ontology annotation, biological process: mitochondrial translation. NCBI's taxonomy places the organism in Eukaryota, Fungi, Ascomycota, Dothideomycetes, Mycosphaerellales, Teratosphaeriaceae. The coding region runs from base 1 to 1056 and encodes 351 amino acids. The transcript has 2 exons. Gene Ontology annotation, cellular component: mitochondrion. The record is from RefSeq and is a predicted model, not a curated record. Gene Ontology annotation, molecular function: GTPase activity; GTP binding.